Siniperca chuatsi (mandarin fish) is the source of this 2942-nucleotide messenger RNA. RefSeq names its product tocopherol (alpha) transfer protein-like (gene ttpal). Gene Ontology annotation, molecular function: phosphatidylinositol bisphosphate binding. The transcript is spliced from 6 exons. The record is from RefSeq and is a predicted model, not a curated record. The coding region runs from base 160 to 1197 and encodes 345 amino acids. NCBI's taxonomy places the organism in Eukaryota, Metazoa, Chordata, Actinopteri, Centrarchiformes, Sinipercidae. Gene Ontology annotation, cellular component: membrane.
UCUGACUAGUUCUGUCGCAUCGGUUCUGCUCAGUAUCUGGUUAUAUUAGCGGCUGAGGCUCUGACUCAUUGCUAAGCAAAACAUACAGUUAGCAUGUUUGCGCUGUUGUGGUUGUUAUAGAGAACUCUCCUACUCUUCACAGUUUCACCCAGUCAGUCCAUGGAUGAUCAGCAUGAGUCCAUCGAUCUCAGGUCUCCUCCAGUGGACCCAUCAGCAGCUGCAGUACACAGCUGGUUCCCUGGACCCCCUCCACCCAUGUAUUCCUGCACCCUGACCCCUGAGCUGGUGGCCAAGGCACGGGAGGAGCUCCAGGAGAAACCAGAGUGGCGUCUCCGGGAUGUCCAAGCACUGAGAGACAUGAUACUGAAGGAACAGCCCAAUCUCAGGACCAGGCUGGACGACGCCUUUCUCCUGCGCUUCCUGCGGGCCAGGAAGUUUGACUAUGACCGUGCCCUGCAGCUGCUGCUCAAUUACCACGCAGGCCGUAAGGCUUGGCCAGAGGUGUUCCAGGACCUGAAGCCGUCCACGGUGAAACACGUCCUGGACCUGGGUUUUCUCACGGUCCUGCCACAGCCGGACCCCAACGGAAGAUACAUCCUCUGUCUUCGGCCAGGAAAAUGGAAACCAAAUGAUUAUCCAUUUGUUGACAACGUGAGGGCCAUUUAUCUGACUCUGGAGAAGCUGAUCCAGCCGGAGGAAACGCAGGUGAAUGGUAUUGUCAUCUUAGCUGACUACACCGGAGUGGGCAUGUCACAGGCAUCCAAUCCAGGCCCGUUCCUUGCCAAAAAAGUUGUGAGCAUCCUCCAGGAUGGGUUUCCAAUAAGAAUCAAGGCUGUUAACAUAAUUAAUGAGCCCAGGAUUUUCAAAGGCAUCUUUGCUAUAAUUAAACCUUUUCUGAAGGAGAAGAUGGCAGAGAGGUACAUCCUCCACGGCUCAGACCUGCGUUCUUUGCACCGGAACAUCCCGCAGUCGGUUCUGCCGGAGGAGUACGGCGGCACCGCAGGCCAACUUGACAUGUGUGUGUGGUCGAGACUGCUGCUGGACUGUGAAGAGGAAUUUAUUGUGGAGUUCUGCCAGCCGGAUCCACUAGAGGGUGUGGUGCUCCCAGACUCCAUGCUGUUUGAAGGAGAGCAGGCCAGCGGGCAGGACGAUGACACCUUCAGGGGGCUGCGCUCUCAACUUUACUACUGUUACUGAUGCAGAUAGUAGAUGCAUACACUCCCAUCACUGAGAGGACAUUUUCUGUUUCAUUUGAAACAUGUGUGUAGACUUUUACAGGGCAAGUUGCCAAUAUUAUACAUGAUUUAUUUUAUUAACUAAGCAGCACUACUAUAGGUGGAUAGUCUUUUCUAGUUUACACGUAGCCCAGCAUUUAACCAUGGUUCCAAGGCAGCUGCAGGCUCAGGCAAAGAGGCUUUUGACAUGAGAAGAUGCAUGUUGAGCCAUUACAGGUGGCAUUAGUAAUUUGGUGGUAUUUAAAGGUUAGGUUCACAUUUUUUUAAAUAGUUAGGUGCACAUAUGUACAUUGAAACAGGUUUUGCUUGAUGUAAUCAUUCCUCCUGUCCACACUGGCCAUUAAAAGAUGCCUUCAUAAUGUGCUUCCAAUGUGAGAGAUGGGGGACAAAAUCCACAGUCCUUGUUUUGUAUUUAGUGAAGCUAAAAUGAUGCUUCAGCAGAACCAGUUGGACAAAUCAAGUGGGUAUCUCCUAAAGUUACUUUUUAGUACGAAAUUCCCUCUUUGUGUUACUUGCCCUCCACUGCAGCUCAGGCACAGAAACACUGUCCGGGGAAACACAAAGAGAGAAUUCUGUACUAAAAACACUGUAACUUUUGAAGUUACCCACUCUGUUUGGCUAACUGAGACUGCUGAAGCCUCGUAUUAGCUUCAGCUGAACAUUGAAAUACAUUUUUGCCUGGAACGAGGACUGUGGAUUUUGUCCCCCUUCUCUUCCAUUAGAAGCACAUUAGGAAGGGAUCUUUUAACAGCCAGUAUGAACAGGAGGAAUGAUUACAGCAAGCAAAAAGUGUUUCAAUGUACAUAUGGGUAUGUCAGUAUUGUUUAAAGACAGACAUAGAAAAAUGUAAACCCAUCCUUGUAAUAUUUUUCCACUGCGGAAAAAAUCUAAAAACAGCUUCUCAAACUCACAUUUCUUCAGUUUAUUUAGUAUCUGCAUACCGGCAGUCAUUUAUAUUUAUACUGACCAUAAGUGCUCUGUCUGCAUGGUUACAUCGCCCCACAACUCAACAAAAAAAAUGGAGACAGUUUUUGUGUAUGUAGCCGUCUAAUACAUUGCCUUAAACUGUUAUUAAUCAGUAGAUUUUCCCAUGUAUCAUGAAUCACGCUGAUUUGUGUGUACCAAAGCAAUAUUCAUGUGUAUUCUUAUAAGGGCAUGUCUUACAUAAGAGCGACUAAACUUCAUUGUUAGUUAGUGGAAAUAGAUGGCUGCUGUGGCUGAGAGAAAGAAAAAUGUAAUAGAUUAACCUGUAAAUGUUUUUGUUGAAUAUCUAACUCGUACACAGUAUUUCAGGACCUUUGUUUAGUUGACGCUUUAAUUUUCUCUAUCUUGAAUCUUCUGAGAGGAUUAUUUUUCUAAGUUCAGAUAAUCUGCCUUAUGGUUUUUAAAAAAAACAACUUUUUUUGACCUGUUUGCCUGUGUUUCAUCACUCAGUCUUAACACAGGGCCAUUACUGAUCACAGGAGUCACAUGGGGAAGAGAACAUUCAAUCCUGACUUUAUAGACAUCUGGUUUGCCAAAUUUUACACCAGGCCAUGUACAGAAAUGUGCAAUAAUGUUGCGGUAGCCCGAAGCUAACUUGAAUAAUUUUUGUCAGUCUUUUAUAUUUUUAUUUUAAGCAUGUCUGUGACUAUAAGCUGUAUUGUGUUGCAGGAUAUUUAUCGUUGGUAGUGAAGACAGUGAAGUAAAACUCAAAUGGAGAAAGUG